AUGGACAUGACUAGCUUCUUCCCUAAGCCAAAGAAGCAGAAUGUCGUGUCACAACCACUGAAGGCAUGGAUGAAGAGGAAUAGCUCUGAUGGUUUUAAAGAGGACUCUGAAGAAGCGAUGCUGGAAUACAUGGCAUCUGAUGCUUCGCCUCUUCCACAUUCAUUUCACAAAAUUUGUCAACACGACGAGCCCUUCGUCGCCGGCUCCGACCUUCUCGUCGAGGCCGGCUACUCCUACUGGACCCUCGGCUACGCCCUCAGCCUCUCGGGGGCCAAGAAACUCCUCGAGGGCGACCCUCUGACUCGCCUGGUGCCCGUCGACGAGUACCUGCCCAUCCUGUUCGACAAGCACCCGCAGGAAAACUGGAAGGGCCACUACCCGCGCAGGGACCUGGUCGCCCUGUCGGCUGCUCCUUUACUGCUCUACCCCACGCACUACACUGGCGAUGCGGGGUACGUCAGCGAUACCGAGGAUUCGGUGCUGGUGCCAGAUGUGCUAGCAGCCAGAGAGGAUCUUUAG
Phaedon cochleariae (mustard beetle) is the source of this 519-nucleotide messenger RNA. The record is from the annotation of a GenBank genome assembly. NCBI's taxonomy places the organism in Eukaryota, Metazoa, Arthropoda, Insecta, Coleoptera, Chrysomelidae.